AUGAAGUUCUCCACUACCAUCAUCAGCAUCGCUGCCCUCCUCGCCUCGGCUGAGGCGUGUAAAUGCCUUUCAAGCGUCGGCAACAACUCAGAGGCCACAAGCGCGUGCUGCAAAGAGGCUGGUGGUUCAGCUAACGGUUCGGACUGUCCGGCCGGCGAAAUCAGCGAUCGCCUCAGCAGAUUUGCUUCGUGCUGCAAAGCCUAUGGUACCCGUUCCGACUGCCGGUGCCCAAUCGGCUGCGCACGCAAGGAGCUCGAAGCUCAGCACAAGGCCGAAGGCAAGGCAGCCCCGACCGAAGCUGAGAUCAAGGGCCUGCUCUCCAAGUACGAGGACUAG
This is a messenger RNA of Purpureocillium lilacinum, 336 nucleotides long. Lineage: Eukaryota; Fungi; Ascomycota; Sordariomycetes; Hypocreales; Ophiocordycipitaceae. The record is from RefSeq and is a predicted model, not a curated record.